CGUAAACAUUUUACUACACUCAGACAGAAAGUGAGACGGUAACGAGCGGCGUGCUUGGAAGUGGCGCAUUGUUAAAUGAGUAACAUUUGUAACGGCUGUAAGUCUUGGAUUUUGUCUUGUGAUUGACUUUUACCGCUUCAGGUCAAGAUGUUUGGCUUUCAUAAGCCAAAGAUGUACCGCAGCCUCGAUGGAUGUUGCAUCUGCAGGGCUAAGUCCUCCAGCUCUCGUUUUACUGACAGCAAACGUUAUGAGAGAGACUUUCAGAGCUGCUUUGGUUUAGGUGAGACUCGCUCUGGUGAAAUCUGCAAUGCUUGUGUGCUUCUGGUAAAGCGGUGGAAGAAGCUUCCUGUUGGUUCUAAGAAAAACUGGAAUCAUGUGGUGGAUGCCCGGGGAGGACCCAGUCUGAAAACUACAGUUAAGUCAAAGAAAGUCAAAUCAUUGUCCAGACGAAUCAGACCAAACCAGAUCACCCGGGUUCAGAAGGAACUGAAAAGACACAAUUCGGACGCUCACAGCACUACCUCCAGUGCAAGCCCAGCCCAAUCGCCCAGCUACAGUAACCAAUCAGAUGAAGGGUCUGAUUCUGAAUUGGCACCUGGCUCCACCCGCUCUCCUGUCUUUUCCUUCCUGGACCUGACGUACUGGAAAAGGCAGCGGAUAUGCUGUGGCAUCAUCUAUAAAGGUCGCUUUGGUGAGGUCCUGAUUGAUCCUCAUCUCUACAAGCCCUGCUGUCAGAAAAAACAAGAGCAGGAGGAAGAUGACGAGGAGGAGGAAGAAGAAGAAGAGGAGGAUGAGGGUGACCUUGAAAAGGAGGAGGUCCAAAGCAGUCAAGAAAUGAUUUCUUCCACUCAGCCACACUCGCCUUCUCACCAAAUAAAAAUGGAGCAGAAAGUGGAUGGGGAAUGGUGAUGAUCCCAGGGUACUGAUUUGGCAUUCUAAGGAAGCCUUCGAGAGUCAGGGGGCUGCAGUGUUGCUCUCAAAGACGUUCUCUCAGUUUGCCUUCAAUUCAAGAGCAGCUGGAUCCUUGUUUCUUUCUUUCUGGUUAAGAAUGUGUCUCAGUUCUUUGGCCAUCGAGUCAAAUUGUUUAUUAAUCAGACUGAAUCCGUAUCCUUAUUUUCCAGAGCUUGGUACCACGCUAUUCCAUUUCACUCCUUGUGUGGAGUUUCCUGCUCGUUUUUUUUUACAACAAGAUUAUUUAUGUAAGUCACAGAAUGCUGGAUCUACAAAUCGUGCAUAAAAACGGAGACCCAACUUUGUGACCACACUCCUGCACUGUCACUAUUGUACCCUUAAGUGGGGUGCUGUAUCACCACUGUGCCCUUCCUCUGAGAUGAGUUUCUCAGCAGUCAGUGUACAGUAUUAGUGAACAGCAAACAACAAAAUUUAAGUAAAUUAAAAAGAUAAUGUUCAACUAUUUUGUUGGCACACAACCGUUAUGUAGAGAAACUUUUGAUCCUUUUCUUUUUAUAUAUCGAUAUUUAUUUUAUUUUGUGCAACUCUUUCUUGUUAUGGCCGCCCUAUUCCUGUUUUUCCUGGUUUGAUGUUCACCCAAAAAUGAAAGUUCCCAUUACUCAUCCUCUUAUCGUUCCAAACCUGUAUGAUUUGAUUUUUGUGUAUUUAUGAAGAAUAUCAUAGCUGCUGUUUUUUAUUUAACAAUGACAAAAAAAAAAACGGCAUAAUAUAACCUUUUGCAUAAGGCUUCUGCACUUAUUUUCAAGUCUUUAACGUUAUACUACUAUAGUAGCAAAAUGUUGGUCUUUUUUUUUUUUUACAAAAAAAUGCUGCCAUCACAUCAAGUCAUAUGGGACACUUUUACGAUGUUUUUUAUUGUCAUUUGUUAGUGUAGUAAGUUGUAGAAUUAGUAAAGCCCCAUUCACUAUAUUUCAAGAUAUUCUUAUAACAAAAUAACUUUAUUCCUAAUUAGAAAAGUGUUUUGGUGAUAUGAGAGUGGGUAAACGGUGACUUUUGGGUGAAUUAUUCCUUUAAAGGGGAGUUCACCCCAAAAUUAAAAUUGUCAUUUACUCGCCAUCAAGUUGUUCCAAACCUUUAUUUAUUUCUUUGUUCUGCUCAACAAAAAUAUAGAUUUUUAAAAAUGUUUGAAACAAGCGGAUCUGGGGCACCAUUGAAGUCCAUGCUAGGAAAAGAAUAAUACUAUGGAAGUCAAUGGUGCCCCAGAUCUGUUUGGAUACUUUUUUUUUAUAUCUUCAUUUGUGCUUCACAGAACAAAGACAUGUAAACAUUAUUAGGAUUUGAACAACUUGAGGAUUGGUAAAUUAUAAAAUUUCAAUUUUGGGGUGAACUGUUCAUUUAACCUAAUUGAUUUCUGUAUUCAGCUAAACUCAACUCGGUGGUUUUUUUUUGCAAACUGGGCAUGGCCGACCAAAAAUGUUGCCUAGCUGUCAGCACUUGCAUUCGGUGUACUAAUGUAAAUAUUCAGAAUUGUAGAUUUGACUUAAGGUUUUUGGGAAAGAUCAGUGUGAAGCAUGAACGCUAAGGAAACUGUAUUGAUCUGCAUGAAUUUUGCAUGGCCUUCUAAGAUGUUCAGGACUUUUAGUUUUAGUUUUUUGCAACCGUGUUGCAACAUGUGAGCAAAUACAGAGACGGUCCCAUUAUAUAUUUUUGUAUAUAAAGGAAAAAACAACAAAAACAACAAGUCAGAUUGCAAUGGGACGUCUUAAGAUGUCAAUGUUGUUAAAUAAUUACAGGGAGUCAAGAUAUAUUUUAAAAUUGGAUAUUUUCAAUAUUGUCUCAUACUAAAGCCAAAAAAGGCCAUGAUUAUUCCUAUUUAUUCUGUCAGUGUUUAUAUACCUCCUUUCUCUGUAAAUAAACUGUACUACUAAUGGCAUAUAUUAUUCUUUUCAGUGUCAUAAUAAGAUGGUACACAUGAUUUGUUUUGCUGUGCUUUUAAUUUUGUUUGUUUGAUUGCUUGCUUUCUUCAGGGAAAACGUUUGUCAACAUUAAUAUCAGAAAUACUGAAAAGCUAAACCAAUAUUACCUAUGCUUGUACAUUUUUGAUAUACAUUACCUGUCUUAAUAAGCUGUCAUAUACAAGCAAUGAGUGUUCAUGCUAUAUUUAUCCAUUUAUUUUCUACAUAUAGUCAAAUAAUUCUGUCCUUUCUGGUUUAAUUUUAUUUUGAUGGACUUGGCGGUCUCGGGUUGUACAAGUUCAGUUUCACUCAACUGUACUUUUGUUUAAUUCCAUGAGAUGGCACUGUGGAGCUCACUUUUUUCACACAAUACACUCAAUUGCACAUCUUCUCAGUUUUUAAAUUGGUAUUUUGAUUGUGGCAGCUUUGUUGGUGAAUUUGCCAUAUAACAGAAUGACGUGAAAAGUGAAUGUGUUACCAUCUGAUCAGGUGUAGCACUUAAAUGUUGGUUAUGAUGAUAAAUGGCGGUAUUUGUAAAUAUUCUGAGAUGUGUUAGACUGAACAACGGUUAUGAUUACCUUUUUUAAAUCGUAUUUAUUUUAUAUUUAUUUGCAACACUUGUCUCAUGGUAUAUUUGUUUUAAUCACAUUAUCCUGUAGGACUCAACGGUCCUAACACACAGCAAUAAGGACUGAAUGCUUUUACACAGCCAAGACUCACUAAAUGGAGAACUGAACAGCUGAUUUUUGUGUAUGUCAAGUUCAGCAAUUUUUUUUCUUUCUAAUGCAUAGAUACUCAUGUGAUACCUUUCCUUUUAGACUAGUACUUUAGUUGUAGUGCUUUAGGCAUGUAUGGUAGCUAUGCACUUUGUAUUCACAUUCUUAGAGAUAUAUGAAGCAGGCUUUGUAUUUUUUUACAUCUUGUACUUUUCACUUGUUCCUCAAUAAAUGUAAUUUGUGAAGGUUA
Messenger RNA from Paramisgurnus dabryanus, 3833 nucleotides. It is a transcript of the gene sinhcaf, whose product is annotated as SIN3-HDAC complex associated factor. The record is from RefSeq and is a predicted model, not a curated record. NCBI's taxonomy places the organism in Eukaryota, Metazoa, Chordata, Actinopteri, Cypriniformes, Cobitidae. Gene Ontology annotation, biological process: negative regulation of cell migration. Gene Ontology annotation, cellular component: Sin3-type complex.